Staurois parvus is the source of this 2100-nucleotide messenger RNA. NCBI's taxonomy places the organism in Eukaryota, Metazoa, Chordata, Amphibia, Anura, Ranidae. The record is from the annotation of a GenBank genome assembly.
AUGACUGAAAGGUGCAGUUUGUGGAGUGCCCUAUCAGCAGCUGCAUGCUGCUUCUACCGGGGCUCUUUCAUGCAGGUGCAGUUCUCAAAGGAAAAGUACAUUUUGGAUACUCCACCUGAGAAGCUGCACAAAGAGCUGGAGGAGGAAUUAAAACUCAACAGCUCAGACUUGCGCAGCCAUGCCUGGUAUCAUGGUCGCAUACCUCGAGAGGUGUCAGAGAGUUUGGUCCAGAGAAAUGGGGACUUCCUCAUCAGAGACUCACUGACCAGUCUGGGUGACUAUGUCCUGACCUGUCGAUGGAAAAACGAGCCGCUACAUUUCAAGAUCAACAAAGUGAUGGUGAAGACCAGCGACAGCUACACGCGGAUACAAUACCUGUUUGAGCAGGAAAGCUUUGACAACAUCCCUGCCCUGGUGCGCUCCUAUGUGGGCAGUCGGAAAACUGUGUCAGAUCAGAGCGGGGCACUCAUCUACUGCCCAAUCAACCGCACAUUCCCACUGCGAUACCUAGAGGCCAGCUAUGGGCUGUCACCCAGCCGGCAGGGGUCACACAGCCCACAGAAAGGACAUAUGAAGAGAAGAAGCAUUACCAUGACCGAUGGGCUCACUGCAGACAAGAUUACUAAGGCCAAUGGGUGCCCAAACAGCACAUCCUCUCCACAUCACAGAGAUAUCAUCAGGAGCUGUGCAGUCAGUGUGGACCAAAUCCAGGAUUUGCACUCCCCAAUGUCCCCCAUUUCUGAAACCCCUGGAUCCCCAGCCUAUAGUACAGUUGUCCGGGUGAAGCCCCAAGGAGCUCCAGUAGUAAAUAAUGUGACACCUGGCUCUCCUGUGCUGAGACGGUCCAGUGAACCCUACGUCUGCCCAGCAAACAACAAAGCUGCUUUAAAAACAUGGCUGAAAACAACCAUUCCUCACCAAGUCAUGGGUACCCUCAAAUCUCUCCUUCCCCCUCUAUAAACAGUUAUAGUGACCCGGACAAUGCGCAUUACUGCCAGCUUCGCCCAGCUUCCCCAACACACGAUACCCCCAGCAAAACCCUUCCACCCAAGAGCUAUGUUGAGAGGUUAAAAGUGGACGAGGGUGCCCGCGCAGGGGUGAACCGUGGGGUGGAGGACCCUGAUAAGGACAAACUGUGCUUUACUAUCCCUACUGUAGAGGCCAAAUCUUUUUUCAACCCAUCGAGCUUCAAGUCCACACUGAUCCCCCCAGACAACAAGCCCCUGGAGAUGUGUAUACUAAAGAAGGUCAAGGAGCUCUUCUCUGAAGUUGAUGCCAAAACCAUUGCCAAACAUAUCACCAAAACAGACUGUGAGGUUGCCAGGAUACUCGGUGUUACCAAGGAGAUGCAGAGGAUCAUGGGAGUCAGCUCAGGCAUGGAGCUCCUAACACUGCCGCAUGGCCGCCAGCUGCGACUUGACCUUCUGGAAAGAUUUCACACCAUGUCUAUCAUGAUCGCUGUGGACAUCCUGGGCUGCACAGGAAGUACGGAGGAGAGAGCUGCUCUGCUUCAUAAGACCAUACAACUGGCAGCUGAACUGAAAGGCACUCUGGGAAAUAUGUACAGUUUUGCGGCUGUAAUGAACGCCUUGGAAAUGUCACAGAUCUCAAGACUGGAACAGACAUGGGUUACCCUGAGACAGAGGCACACAGAAGGGGCCAUCUUGUAUGAGAAGAAACUCAAACCAUUUCUCAAGAGCAUGAAUGAGGGCAAUGAGAGCCUCCCACUGAGCAAUACAACCUUCCCGCACACAUCAUCCUCUCAUCACUCUUCUGGAGCGAGAUGGCCCUCUGCUAGAUGGAGGAGAACCCUGGGAUAACAUUGACAGUGGUGUAGAAGUGGUGAUGGCUCACCUGGAAGCAGCCAGGAUGGUGGCACAUCAUGGAGGCCUGUACCGGACCAAUGCUGAGAUGAGGCUACAGGGUUUCCACCCCAGAUCGGACCUCCUGGAGGUCUCCAGCACAGAGUUCCAAAUGCGAAUGCUGUGGGGCAGUCGAGGAGCAGCAGGCAGCCAAUCCGAGAGAUUUGACAAAUUCGAUAAAGUCCUCACCGCGCUGUCACACAAACUGGAGCCCUCAGUGCGCUUCAGUGAAUUAUAA